UGGACAUUCAGUAGACACAAUUGAUACUCUCGGAAUCAAUCUCGGCGACAUCACCGAUUUCGCAUAUCUAUGCCAGGGGCUGGUAUCGUUCAGCAUAUGCUUCGAUGCGCGCCUCAAUGUCAAUCGUGAAGGUGACGUGAUAAAACCAUCUAUUCCUUGGAAGAGGGCAAUGGAAGGCGUCACGAGUAAACUCAGCCAGUUGUAUGUAGGCGGAUCGCCCGUGUUUCCCGACCAGGUAGUACCUGUAUCUAGUUUCCUAACGGCCGUGUUUCCUAACCUCGAGGCAAUUUACUGUGCCGAUAUGAGGGUAUACUUGGAAGGUGAUACUAUAGAACAUAAGGCAUGGGAAGACAUCUCGAAUCUGGUGAUCGGGCCCAUAACCACUAGACGAGUAUUCCAUGGCGAGCAAUCUUACCAUAAUUACGCUCAAUGGAAUUAG
This is a messenger RNA of Acaulospora colombiana, 439 nucleotides long. NCBI's taxonomy places the organism in Eukaryota, Fungi, Glomeromycota, Glomeromycetes, Diversisporales, Acaulosporaceae. The record is from the annotation of a GenBank genome assembly.